AUGGACAAUCUAGGGAAGACCCUUAAUAAUCUGUCGUUGUACGAGGUCAAGGCCUACGUCCGCAAGGCCCAGAAUGCCGUCUUGAACCUGAGUGAGAUGGAAGCCAAAGUGCGCGAAGCCACCAACAACGAACCCUGGGGAGCCAGUUCAACUCUGAUGGCUGAAAUUUCUCAGGGAACCUACAACUAUCGUGAAAGAGAAGAAAUUUGUGCGAUGAUUUCGAGGCGGUUUACGGAGAAGUCGGCUCACGAAUGGAGACAGAUAUACAAGGCGUUGCAGCUCAUGGAAUAUCUAAUCAAGCACGGAUCUGAAAGGUUUGUGGAUGACGCUCGUGCGAAUGUCAAUCUGAUCACAUUGCUGAGAUCUUUCCACUACAUUGACUCGCAGGGUAAUGACCAGGGUGUUAAUGUCCGCACCAGGGCCAAGCAACUGAUAACUCUGUUGAACGACGAAUCAGCAAUAAGGCAGGAGCGCAAGAAAGCAAGGGAGAACCAGAAGAAGUAUGGCGGACUUUCAUCUUCCAGCACGUACACUAACGGGUAUUCCGGCGGAAGCUCAAGCGGGGCCGGGGCCAGGUCCAGCAACAACAGAUAUGCUGCCUACGAUGAAGACGAGGACGAAAACGGGUUCACAAACAGAGUUUUCGGUGAUGGUGGUGUCUUUGGUGAGAGAUACGAGGAGCAGAGACAGGCGCCUAGCAAGGAGUUUGAGGAAUAUGUCGUUGAUGAAGAACCGGCCAGAAGGACUUCCAAGGCCACCACACAGACGUCCACCGUGAAUGCUACUCCGGAUCUUCUAUCUGACGGAUUCGGAACUUCUACUGCUCCUGCUGCGAAUGAUGACGAUGAUGAUGAUGAUGAGUUUGACGACUUCCAGGCUGCGGCACCGGUGGUUUCCUCCGGAAACGUGCCUUCGCUCACAUCGACUGCUCCUCAGGCUACUCCUGGAGCCAAUCCUUUGACCCCAAACAACUUGGCAAACUUGUUUGCUGCAUCUUCCCAUCCGGCGCAGCCUCAGCCUUUACCAGGGUUCUCGCAGACGGCCCAACCUCAGCCAGGAUACUCACAACCAUCUUACCAAUCAUUUGCAUCUCCGGCUACCCCAGCGACCCCAGCGACCAAGCCCAAAAAGAAUGACGCUUUCAGCUCACUGUUAAUGACUGCGAAGACCAAGACUACGUCUGCUGCCAAACCAACAACCAACGACGAUCUUUUGGGCAGUUUCUCCAAUAAACAGCCAGCCGCUACCACCACAACCAAUGGAACCAAUGGCACAAACGGGAACUCGGGGAACAACGAUUUCGAUCUUCUGAGCUUCUAG
Kuraishia capsulata CBS 1993 is the source of this 1320-nucleotide messenger RNA. RefSeq lists its product as uncharacterized. NCBI's taxonomy places the organism in Eukaryota, Fungi, Ascomycota, Pichiomycetes, Pichiales, Pichiaceae. Gene Ontology annotation, molecular function: clathrin binding; phospholipid binding. Gene Ontology annotation, cellular component: plasma membrane; clathrin vesicle coat; endosome. Bases 1 to 1320 code for a protein of 439 amino acids. The transcript has a single exon. Gene Ontology annotation, biological process: endocytosis; Golgi to endosome transport. The record is from RefSeq and is a predicted model, not a curated record.